CGGCCACCCAGGUGCCACAGGCCACAGGCCACAGCCCAUUCCCUCACGCCGAGCCGAGCGCAGCGCACUCCUUUUACCGCUCCACGUCGCGGCGUCUCCGCGCACUUGCUCGCCGACCGAUGCCGCUGCUGCUGCGCGGCGCCUCCCUUCUCCGCCUCUACCAGUGUACCUGUGGGCUUCGAAGUGCGAAUUUCAGUUCAAGAGUACCUGCACUAGUGAAUCUCAUCACCACGAGGGACAGAAUGCGGGCUACAUAUUCGCGUAGAGCUGCCUCUAAGAACAGUGAGGUCAACAAAGAUGAGCAGCCAGUCAUAGAGAAGGAAGAUGCUGCUGAAAGUGAUUUGGAGAUAGAGAGUGUGAGGAGCAACCCUAGCCAGCUCCAAUCAAUGACUGUCAAGGAGCUCAGGGAGCUCACGAGGAGGAUGGGUGUUUCUGUGAAAGGUACCAAGAAAGAUUUAGUAUCAGCCUUGAUGAAUUCUCUGGGCGUGGAAGCAAAUGGUGACGAGGGAAAGUCAUCCAUUGAGCUGGUUAGCCCCUCGGAGAUACCUUUAAAAAGAAAAAGUGGUGCUUCUGUUGUGAUUGAACAAAAACUAGAAAGUUCUGAGAUUAUUUCUGAAACACCUAGCAAGAAAAGAAGUAGAACAAAACAAAAGUCAAGCAAGAGUACCACCCUUGAGGAGAAUUCUGUGACUAAUGUCAAGCUAAGUAAGACUAUUGUCCAGAAGGAAACAUUUGUCGUCCAAGGUGCUGUUCCUAAUGACGAUUCAGAGCCUUGGACUGUACUCGUGCAUAAGAAACCACAAGCUGGCUGGAUUCCAUACAACCCUAAGACUAUGAGGCCUCCACCUCUUAGCAAGGAUACACGUGCUCUGAAGAUUAUGUCAUGGAAUGUCAAUGGAUUGAAAGCAUUGCUCAAAUCAAGAGGCUUCUCUGUGCAGCAAUUAGCACAGAGGGAGGACUUUGAUGUGCUAUGCUUACAAGAGACAAAAAUGCAGGAGAAGGAUGUUGAAGUUAUUAAAGACACUUUGCUUGAUGGCUACACAAAUAGUUUCUUUACUUGCAGUGUGUCAAAGCUUGGCUAUUCUGGCACUGCAAUAAUUUCAAGAGUCAAACCACUCUCGAUCAAGUAUGGGCUUGGUAUACCAGACCAUGAUACUGAAGGGAGGGUUGUGACUGUAGAGUUCGAUGACUUCUACCUGUUAACUGCUUAUGUACCAAACUCUGGUGAUGGUCUAAAAAGAUUGACUUACAGGGUCACAGAGUGGGAUCCAUCCCUUGGUAACUACAUGAAAGAAUUGGAGAAAUCGAAGCCUGUCAUACUAACCGGUGACCUUAAUUGUGCGCACCAGGAGAUUGAUAUACAUGACCCUGCCGGAAACCGUAAAAGUGCAGGCUUCACAAACGAGGAAAGAGAAUCAUUUGAGACCAAUUUUUUGUCCAAAGGGUUUGUUGAUACGUUUCGGAAACAGCAUCCUAGUGUUGUUGCCUAUAGUUACUGGGGGUACAGGCAUAAUGCCCGGAAGACAAACAAAGUCGUGUCUGCCGCGGCGAACAUGAGCACCACAUCGUCUCAGCAUGGUGGUUACCCUGCCCAGAGGUCUGCGGCGAACAUGGGAUCCACAUCUUCUCAGCGUGGUUACCCUGCCCGGAAGUCUGAGCCCUGGACUCGCCUUACCCACCAAGAGAGACGACCGCAAUGGGUUGCUUAUAAUCCAAGGACAAUGAGACCUCCGCCACUUGGCACUGAUACCAAUUGUAUGAAGAUUCUGUCCUGGAACGUUAAUGGACUUCAAACUAUUGUGCAGUCAGGGUUUUCUGCAGAUGAAUUGGUUGGCAGAGAGAACUUUGACGUCUUGUGUCUUCAAGAGACACACUUGCAGGAGCGCAAUGUUGACCUUUUUAAGAACCUGGUACCUGAAUAUGAUUACACCUAUUGGUCAUGCAGUGUUGCAAGGCUUGGUUAUUCAGGAACUGCUGUGAUAUCACGGGUACAACCAAUCUCAGUCCAAUACGGGCUUGGUGUACCAGAGCAUGAUCAGGAGGGCAGGCUUAUUACCUUGGAGUUUGAUGAUUUUUACUUGGUCAAUGCUUAUGUCCCAAAUUCUGGCCGUGGUUUACGUAGACUGAAUUACAGGGUCAAUGAGUGGGAUCCAUGCUUUAGCGACUUCAUAAAGAAACUGGAAUCUUCCAAACCAGUAAUUGUUGCUGGGGAUCUAAACUGUGCUCGCGAAAGUAUUGACAUUCACAAUCCUCAAGCAAAAACCGAGGCUGCAGGUUUCACAGUUGAAGAGAGGGAGUCAUUUGAGGAGAACUUCUCUAGCGAAGGUCUUAUUGAUACAUUCCGUAAACAACACCCGAAUGCUGUGGCCUACACUUUCUGGGGUGAAAACCAGCGCAUUACCAACAAAGGCUGGAGACUGGAUUACUUUCUUGCGUCAGAGUCUAUUGCCGACAAGGUCCAUGAUUCCUACACUCUGCCAGAUGUAUCGCUCAGCGAUCACAGUCCAAUUGGCCUUGUGCUUAAGUUGUAGACACUGAUGCAUCUCUCAGCUAUUUGACAACUGAAGCAUGAAGUUUAAGCGUCGUCCUAAAUAAAAAGAUUUGUAGAAAGAUUUUGCUUAUGUAGGCUGAAAACUAUUCAAACUCAGGUGGUGGUACUUCGCGUGGUCUCCUGUGGUCUGUGGAGGUAGUGGAUCGCCUAUUCACGUUGUGUUCGUGAAGUUAAAAGUAGCCUAGAGCAAUUAUUAGCUGAUGUUCUUAUACCUCGUGAAUGCAACCGACCGAAUAACACAUCGUUUUACAUUCACAAUUUGGCAUCUUGAAUUUAGAGUGUUUGCGAAGGAACUA
Sorghum bicolor (sorghum) is the source of this 2847-nucleotide messenger RNA. RefSeq names its product DNA-(apurinic or apyrimidinic site) lyase, chloroplastic. The transcript has 18 exons. The coding region runs from base 120 to 2531 and encodes 803 amino acids. Gene Ontology annotation, molecular function: DNA-(apurinic or apyrimidinic site) endonuclease activity; endonuclease activity; phosphoric diester hydrolase activity. The record is from RefSeq and is a predicted model, not a curated record. Lineage: Eukaryota; Viridiplantae; Streptophyta; Magnoliopsida; Poales; Poaceae. Gene Ontology annotation, cellular component: nucleus. Gene Ontology annotation, biological process: base-excision repair.